This is a messenger RNA of Fonsecaea erecta, 1113 nucleotides long. RefSeq lists its product as hypothetical. Lineage: Eukaryota; Fungi; Ascomycota; Eurotiomycetes; Chaetothyriales; Herpotrichiellaceae. The record is from RefSeq and is a predicted model, not a curated record. The transcript has 2 exons. Bases 1 to 1113 code for a protein of 370 amino acids.
AUGGCUGCCAAAAUGCUUCCCCGUCUGCUCUGCACCAUGAUAUGCGUGCCCUUUUUCUUCCUCUAUCUGGUCGACGCAGCCUUGAUUGAGGCUCGCAGGAAUCCGACCUUACUCUCGCCCCCACAGAUGUAUGGCCAGCUCAUGAAGCGCGAUACCUCGACCCCAACCAACUCUUGCUUGCCAGCCCUGGAUGCGACUUCGUGCGAUGGCCUAACGGGCUGUGCCGUAUACUGCUGCCCGGCGGACCAAGCGUGCUGCAACGCCCUCGGGUGUCGUCCCAAGGACAGCAUCGGCUGCGGAGUGGGCUAUGCCGCCGAUGGAUGGUCAUGCUGCGGCUCGGCCUGGCAGUAUCCUAAAAGCCAGGGAGCGACCUGCUGCGGCGGCUCCCAGGGCUGGUGGUGUCCGGCCGGCUUCCAGUGCAUCAAACAUCUCAUCGUGCAGUAUAGCUGCUGUACCGACGACACCUGCAAUGUCUACUGGAACGGGACGGACUCGGUCACGGUAUCUGCGAACUCGACCACGCCGUCGACUCCCACCCUUCCCUCGCCGACCACCAUCUCCACGCUGCCGGACACCGCCCCACCGUCCACAACACCGGUGACCACCCUGCCGCCGGCUACGACCAGGUCCACCAGCAGCGUCGUCGCUCCUGCGACGCCUACGACAUGCAACCCGUCGGGCCCGCAGCCGACGUUCCUCAUCCAGCAGAACAACAGCACAACCAAGGAGAACGGCACGUACGCGGUGCUGUCCAAGCCCGGCGGUGGCCGCGACAAGAUCUCCUUCUACGGCACCACGGCCAACGCGACCAAGUUCACCUUCAACAGCGCGUGCAGCCUCAUCGGGGCGGUCAGCCAGAACGUCGCCAACGUGCACCCGCCCGUCAACGCGACGGGUCCCGCCAUGACCCUGUUCUUCGACUCGCCCGCCAACAUCACCACCAUGGCCUACACGACCCCGACGUUCAAUGUGGCGAGCGGAGGUUUGUUGACGUGCAAGGUCAAUGCCGUGGCGGAGAAGUGGUUCUCCUGCGGUGGGAACCUGGCCGUCGGGGGGAGUGCCGGCACCGAUUGUGUCAAGAUCGGCCUGGCGCCGUAUUUUGUGAAGAGCUGA